Molecule: messenger RNA, 597 nt
Organism: Adineta ricciae
Lineage: Eukaryota; Metazoa; Rotifera; Eurotatoria; Adinetida; Adinetidae
Source: the annotation of a GenBank genome assembly
AUGAAGAUCAGUCUCUGGGGACCCUUUCAAAGUGGUUCAGUCGAGGGCAUAGCGAACCUACUUGUUACUGAUACUGCUCGACUUGGGGAUAGUUCACAGGAUCAUGUCUAUAUACUGUUUAACAAUGGUUUUGGAUAUUUCGGUGAGCCGAUUGUACUUUUGGCUGAACUUUAUAUUCAACCAAUGUCGUUAACUGUUGGUGAUUUUAAUAAUGAUAAUUAUAUAGAUUUUGUCGUGGUCAAUUCAAACCGAAAUAUUUUGGUUGUAAUGUUUCAAAAUAAGAAUGGAAGUUUCCAAAAACAAAUAAUCCUUUCAACUGGAGAUUUUAGUAAUCCAAGUUCCGUUGUCACUGAUGAUUUCAAUAGUGAUGGUCAAUGGGAUCUCGCUGUCAGUAAUAGCUAUGCGCACAAUGUAGGUAUUUUCAUUGGUGUUCGUAAUGGAACGUUUUUAUCACAGAUCACUUUUCCAACAAACUCUCAAAGUAUUCCAUCUGCAAUCACUUCUGUAGAUCUCAAUAAUGAUGGGCAAUUAGAUCUGAUUGCUAUUGGUAAUAGACUGAAUGCUAUACAUAUCUUACUGAAUACAUGUGAUUGUUGA